Messenger RNA from Archocentrus centrarchus (flier cichlid), 3721 nucleotides. RefSeq lists its product as uncharacterized. Lineage: Eukaryota; Metazoa; Chordata; Actinopteri; Cichliformes; Cichlidae. The record is from RefSeq and is a predicted model, not a curated record. The transcript is spliced from 13 exons. Bases 15 to 2243 code for a protein of 742 amino acids.
GUCUGUAGGACAUCAUGGAGGCAGGUGUAGUUCUUCUGCUGCUGUUCUCAUUAUUGGGGAUUGCUUCAAGUCUCAGCUUUUAUGGAGACAGCAUAAGUUUUGUGCCUCUGCAGAAGAAAACGGAUGGGACAUUUAAGGUGACCUUUUAUCACAGACAGAAUGGCAGAAGUAACUGUCAAGAUCAGUCAUCCUUCGCAUGUGAGAGUGGUGUAUGUACAAGCUUUGACAAGUCGAGUGUCCUGCAAACAGACCAGGACAACACAGGCCAAGGGCUCUGGUGCCAGUCUGAAGGAAACACAACAGCAACCGUCCUAACAAAUAAAACCUCCUUUUUUCUGAGGGACUCCGGCUGCUGCUGGGUGCCUAAUGUUGAAGGAAAAACCAACUGGACAACACACACUGAACUGGACCUGGGAACUCGAUCUGAUACACACUCCCUCAACAGCUGUCCCGUAACAGCAACAGUAUCUUAUUUGCGGGUGCCUCAGAACUGUUUUUCAAGGAUACAUAUUCUGGCAUAUGAUCCAGAUGGAGAUGAAGUGAAAUGCCGCUUCGCUGCAUCUAAUCCCACAAACUUCACUCUAGAUGAGACUGCAUGCACACUGACAAGUACAGGUGACAUUCAAACUGGAAUCCAUGUUUUUGAGCUGAUGAUAGAGGACUUCUCCACAAAAAACAUCACUUUGACCUACUCAGAUGGAACAUCAGUGUUUCAAAAGGCCUACAACAUGAGCUCACCCCCUCUCUGCAAAGUAAAACUACAGUUCUCUGUGGAGGUCCUUCUGCCAAUACCAAACUGUGACGCCGGUUUUGUCCAGCCCAAAUUCCUGUACAGAACCCCUUUGCAUGGUGAUAUUCUUCAUGCCACUGUGGGUCAGACAUUCCAGCUUUAUGCUCAAGCACAAGCUCAAGAUGCCAGCAUCUUCGACUUCCAGGUCAGUGGUCCCGAGAACAUGACCAAAGUGUUUAAAGAUGAUGCACUGGGGAAAGCAGAAGUCACUCUGAGCUGGACACCACAGUACACUGACCUGUACAGAAGUGUCCCAGUCUGCUUUACUGCAGAGACAAAUCACACCCAAUCAGAGAUGAGGUGUGUUGUUGUCUUGGUGACCCAAGCAUCUACUACACAAGGCAAAGUGACUGUUCAGUGUUCACCCAAUAAGAUGACGGUGGCUGUUGAAAAAGCUUCCAUCGCUGGCAUUGAUGAGAACUUCCUCAAACUGAGCGAUCCGUCAUGCUCUCUGACCUCCAACAGCACUCACAUCAUGGGGGCAAUGUCGUUCAGCACCUGUGGGACAAAAGUUGAGGAGAAAGGCGAUUUUAUCAUUUUCAAGAAUGGGAUCAACUCCUUUGAGCUGGCUAAUGAGGUUAUAACUCGAAGAAGGACAGUUAAGAUCAAUUUCUCGUGCCAGUUUCCCAAAGCCAUCAGCAUCUCCAAUUACUACAAUCUCCAGAAUGCUGACUACAUCUUCACUGAGUCCAGCUUUGGCAGCUUUGGCUACACGUUUGAGAUUUUCCGCAACAGCAACUUUACAAAUAAAGUAGAAGCCAGUGCUUAUCCAGUACAAGUCAAUCUGCUGCAGACUAUUUUCAUGGGCAUUCAUGCUAGUGCAGACUUACCAAAUGUGACUUUGUUUGUUGAAUCAUGCAAAGCCACUCCUGAUAACAACCCUGAAAACACCCUCUCAUACUACAUCAUCAGGAAUGGGUGUCUAGAAGAUAAGACAGUAGUGGUUUACCCAUCUGAUCAAACUAUAUUCAACUUUGGAGUUCAAGCCUUUAAAUUUACUGGAAACUAUGACCAGGUGUACAUCACUUGCUCUGUCAUCCUGUGUGAGUCAGGGAGUCCCUUUUCCAGAUGUGCUCAGGGAUGUCUGAAAGAUCCAUCACGCAGACGCAGGCGAGACCUGAGCAGUGAGACGGUUAGCCACUACAUUACCCAGGGUCCUCUGCAGUUUGUUGGGCAGCCUGUUCCCAGUGCAGCUAAGGACAGUCAAGAUGUUCUGAUGGACAGGAGUGGCAUACCUGCAGCAGUGAGUCCUCAACCAGCUUCUCCAGACACCAAAUCAGCUCUCGAAAGUUGGGAAAUCAAGAACCUCUUCAGCUCCAACAUCUCCACUGUGGUCUUUGCCAGUGCCUUCUUAGUAUCGGUGGUGCUGUUGGCUGUUGUGAUUCAUCACAAGAAGAGAAAACAAAAAGCAGAAGAAUGCAAUGUUCUCAUCGUUUCAGAAUGGGAGAACUAAAUGAAGGUGUCUCCGUUUUCUCACCCUUUUGCUUGUUUUAUUUUCUCAAAUGAUCACUUUCUUCUUUAGUUGGACAUAGUCUGAUCUAGUGAGUAUCUUCUAAAGUUAACAUUGAAUUCAUGUACUCCACUUCCAUGGCCACAGGUGUAUAACAUCAAGCAGAAAGCAAGGACCAUAAAGACAUGUGAGCAAGUUUGGUGUGGAAGAACAUGACUGGUCUGCAGAGACUGCAAGUCAGAGUCAGUCUAACAUCAGUGUCUGAGCUCACAAAUGUGCUUCUGGAAGAAUAGUCAAAAAUUCCAAUAAACACACUCAAAGUUUGUGAAGAGCCUUCCCAGAAAAAUUGAAGUUGUUAUAGCUACAAUGGGUGGAGCAGCUUUAUAUUAAAUCUAUUGAUUAAGAAUGGGAUGUCACCCAAGUUCAUAUGUGCGUGAAGACAGAUGAGCAACUACAGUAUAGGAUAUCUUUGGUGGGAUAGUAACAUGGAGAGGAAAAGGAUUAAUUUAGAAGAUACUCACUUGAUCUGAAUCACACUGCUAAUAUUUUUGGAAUGUGGGCAGGUGGUACAGCCAGAAUGCAGUUUGGAAGGUGGUUUCACCAAGUGGGAGAAACACAGAAAGCUGGUGGAUGGUGGGAUUUGAAAAACACACUUGCUUAACUAUUUUUCAGUGUUUUUGUCUUCUUCUUUUUUUUUCCAAGGAUGAUAAAUCUGUGUUAGUUGUCAUUGUGGUUUAGGACUCCAGGCAAAAUGAUGAGUUCUGACAGAGGUUGCAAGUCAACAUCACUAAUAUCUUUGCACUUAGCAACUCAAAGGCUUUAAAGUAAUAUGAACCAAUACUGAGAUGAAGUCCAUUGUCCACAGGUGUGGAAAAAAACGAUUUUCUUUUCUGACAAAAAACUAUUUAUAACAAUUCAUGACCUACAGUUCAAAGCUCAUCUAACUGGCACCAGGUCAGUGAGAACUUCAAAACAGCAUUUCCUUCAGUUCAGUUUUGCUGGGGGGUUUUUUAAUGCUCCUUAUGUGAUCAGCUUCUAGGAAAUAGGUUCCCAGCAAUUAAACUGCUUGCAUCUCAGUCCUUUGACAACUCAACUAUAUCAAUUUUUGUCCUUUGUAGGAGCUUUGUUCAUACACUUUUAUUUUCUUAAAUUUUCUUUUUACAAACUAUUCUUGGUUUAGGAAGAUAUAGUUUUAGGUUAUCAAUGGUUUUUACUUGUUGUUGUUAUUUUAUUUAGCUUUGAUUCACUUCAAUGUAGACAUAUUUUCCAUAAGUUAAAACACAGAGAGUAAUAUCAGUCUCAGAUUCUGUUUUAAGAGGUGGUGGCCUUACAAAAGUCCAAAAACAUGUAUCCCAAUAGCUUUUUCAAGAAAAUUAUAUACACCAAGGAUGGAGUGGAACUCAACCCCAACAUAUCAAUGUCUGUAAUGUUUUAAACUCUAAUUCUGUAAUUUAAAUGGGAUUUAUUUAAAAUAAAGGAAA